Molecule: messenger RNA, 1619 nt
Organism: Arabidopsis thaliana (thale cress)
Lineage: Eukaryota; Viridiplantae; Streptophyta; Magnoliopsida; Brassicales; Brassicaceae
Gene: PMDH2
Product: peroxisomal NAD-malate dehydrogenase 2
Exons: 6
Coding region: 344-1372 (342 amino acids)
Biological process (GO): tricarboxylic acid cycle; malate metabolic process
Cellular component (GO): peroxisome
Molecular function (GO): oxidoreductase activity; catalytic activity; malate dehydrogenase activity
Source: RefSeq, marked reviewed
AUUUCAGCUCAUCUCACUCCUCAGGUUUUCUUUACCUUUGCUGUUAACUCAAGUUAUCUUUUUUUAUAUUCUUAAAUUCGAUGGUUGUUCUACUAAAACCAGAAUAGUUUGUAUUCACUCUCAAACAAAACUGAUUUGUCUAGACUCAUCAACGUUCUGAAUAUUUAUAGUUCAACCAUGAACUUGACAUUCGCUUCUACAAGUGUAUAUUUCCAUUUCUUGAAAUUAGUAACUGAAGAUUUCUGAUGCCAUUAGAGAGACCAAUCUGUUUAUGACUCCGUUGAAGUCAUCUAGGACUGAUAGUGAAAUUUCUUCUUCUUAUUCAUGAUUGAUCAACCAUUAGAUGGAGGCCAAGAACUCUGUAAUCGGACGGGAAAACUGCAGAGCUAAAGGUGGUAAUCCAGGAUUCAAAGUAGCAAUUCUUGGAGCUGCAGGUGGAAUUGGACAAUCUUUAUCUUUGCUGAUGAAGAUGAACCCUCUUGUCUCUUUACUUCAUCUCUACGAUGUUGUCAAUGCUCCUGGCGUCACUGCUGACGUCAGUCAUAUGGACACUGGAGCUGUUGUCCGCGGGUUCUUGGGAGCGAAGCAGCUUGAGGACGCGCUAACGGGUAUGGAUCUUGUGAUCAUACCAGCCGGUAUACCGAGGAAACCAGGGAUGACCCGCGAUGAUCUGUUUAAAAUCAAUGCUGGGAUUGUUAAAACACUAUGUGAAGGUGUAGCAAAAUGUUGUCCUAAUGCUAUUGUCAACUUGAUCAGCAACCCUGUGAACUCUACUGUCCCCAUUGCCGCUGAGGUUUUCAAGAAAGCUGGAACUUAUGAUCCUAAGAAGCUCCUUGGAGUUACUACACUCGAUGUUGCUCGUGCCAACACAUUUGUGGCAGAAGUUCUUGGCCUUGAUCCAAGAGAAGUCGAUGUGCCAGUAGUUGGGGGACACGCCGGAGUCACAAUCUUGCCACUACUGUCACAGGUUAAACCUCCUAGCAGCUUCACACCUCAAGAAAUUGAGUACCUGACAAACCGGAUUCAAAAUGGUGGAACUGAAGUUGUGGAGGCAAAAGCUGGAGCUGGUUCUGCAACACUUUCAAUGGCAUAUGCUGCAGCCAAGUUUGCAGAUGCUUGCCUUCGCGGGUUAAGAGGAGAUGCGAAUGUCGUAGAAUGCUCUUUUGUUGCUUCACAGGUGAAUCUUGAAAACUCUUUCACUCUCUUUCAUUGUUUCAACGGUUUUAACUUGAAAUGGCAAUUGACCACAGGUGACAGAAUUAGCUUUCUUUGCAACAAAAGUGCGCCUUGGCCGUACAGGAGCAGAGGAAGUGUAUCAGCUUGGACCCUUAAACGAAUACGAAAGGAUUGGUCUGGAGAAAGCAAAAGAUGAAUUAGCCGGAAGUAUUCAGAAAGGUGUUGAAUUCAUCAGAAAAUGAAACUGAGAGAUAAUCAGAGAGAUACAAUAAGUUAUUUCCUCAACUAUAUGAUCAUGUACUCAUCAUCACAUCAUGCCUAUGUCUCCUCUGCUUCUGAUACAACUUUGUAUAAAUCCUUAUCAGUUUGUGUACGAUAUAUGUGACCUUUUCAACGUACUUCUCUAUUGUUUUCGAUUAUCCAAAACCAAUCUUUAGGACCCA